Molecule: messenger RNA, 1009 nt
Organism: Impatiens glandulifera
Lineage: Eukaryota; Viridiplantae; Streptophyta; Magnoliopsida; Ericales; Balsaminaceae
Product: caffeoylshikimate esterase-like
Exons: 1
Coding region: 2-994 (330 amino acids)
Cellular component (GO): membrane
Molecular function (GO): lipase activity
Source: RefSeq, a predicted model, not a curated record
AAUGGUGAGGCAUCCAAUUGCCGAUUCAAACGAGUCGAGUCUUUUCGGCACUCUCACCGCGGACGAGUUCUACACUCGUCACUCGGUGAGUCAUGACUACGAGUUUGUGACCAACCGUCAAGGACUCAAGCUCUUCACCCAAUGGUGGAUCCCAUUGCCACCCACAAACCUAAUCGGUUGUCUAGCCAUCAUUCAUGGCUACACCGGCCAGACAAGUUGGGUUCUUCAACUAACCGCGGUUCUAUUCGCUAAACAUGGUUUCGCCACAUGUGCCAUUGACCAUAGGGGCCACGGUUUCUCCGAAGGGCUCACAACUUACAUCCCCGACAUCAAUCUCCUUGUCGAGGAUUGCCUUACAUUCUUCGAUUCCUUCCGUAGACUCCACGUUCCAUCCCAUCUCCCCUCCUUUAUUUACGGAGAGUCCCUCGGUGGAGCCAUGGCUCUCCUCGUGGCCUUACGCCAGCGUCGCGGCUUGAUCACUCGACCCUACGAUGGAAUUGUCUUUAAUUGCACCAUGUUCGGUAUUUGCAAAAAGUUCAAGCCUCCUUGGCCGUUGGAAUAUUUUCUCACAAUUAUCGCGGCCUUAGUCCCAACAUGGCGGAUAGUGCCCACCCGUUAUUCGAUCCCCGACGUGUCGUUUAAAGUCGGGUGGAAAAGGAAGCUGAUUCUCGCGAACCCUACCCAAAACGUGGAGAGACCGCGGGCAGGUACUGCAAGGGAGAUAGUUAGGUUAGCGGAUGAGAUCAAGACGAAGUUUGAAGAGGUUGAGUUGCCAUUCCUCGUGGUUCAUGGAAGCGAGGACAUUGUUUGUGAUCCGGCUACGGCCGAGGAGUUUUAUCGACGCGCAUCCAGUGUGGACAAGACUAUGAUAAUGUACCCUGGAGUGUGGCAUCAGAUGGUGGGUGAAGAAGAGAAGACCGUAAACUUAGUAUUUGGAGAUAUUGUUGAUUGGUUAGUGGCUAGAGCCAAGAUUACCGUCGCUAAAGAACUUUAAGGGGAUCUAGGCUCG